AUGUCUGAGGCGCAGGAAUCUCAGUGCAGUCAAUGUCGUAAAUCAGUCGAUGCCCUUCAACUGGGUCCCAGGAAAAGACCGAGGGCAACUGACCUGUUGAUGGGAGAAUUGGCUGAGAUUCCAGAGGAAAACUUUACCGCAGAGUAUGUCACUUUCCUGCAGAGUUGGCUGAAGGAGUGCCUGAUGCAAGGCGGAAAGGAUGAAGUUGAUGCUGUCACUGAGUUGGCAAGUAUCUCAGUUUUCUAUUUCACCAAAGGUGCAUCUGGAGCAAGGGGUGAUGAUACUAAGAGCCUCAAAGGCAGCGUCCUCGACUGCAUUACUCCUAAGGGGCAGAGUCUUGUUCCUCCUCUUGCUCGCAAUGUGCCUUACUUUGUCUGGCUGGCCUCAACUGGUCUAAUGCAGAGUGGGUAUCUCAUAUGUCUGUUUCCUUGA
Suillus discolor is the source of this 432-nucleotide messenger RNA. RefSeq lists its product as uncharacterized. The coding region runs from base 1 to 432 and encodes 143 amino acids. Lineage: Eukaryota; Fungi; Basidiomycota; Agaricomycetes; Boletales; Suillaceae. The record is from RefSeq and is a predicted model, not a curated record. The transcript is spliced from 6 exons.